This is a messenger RNA of Neogale vison (American mink), 1445 nucleotides long. It is a transcript of the gene PEBP1, whose product is annotated as phosphatidylethanolamine binding protein 1. Lineage: Eukaryota; Metazoa; Chordata; Mammalia; Carnivora; Mustelidae. Gene Ontology annotation, biological process: negative regulation of MAPK cascade. Bases 114 to 677 code for a protein of 187 amino acids. The record is from RefSeq and is a predicted model, not a curated record. The transcript has 4 exons.
GCUGGUCCCGCGCCUCCUCUGGCCGGUUUGCAGACUGCUGGGAGUUGGCUCCGCUCGGCUGUUCCCAGUCUGCGGAGACUCUUUCCCGGUUGUGUGCCCAGCUCGGCUCCGCAAUGCCGGUGGACCUCAGCAAGUGGUCCGGGCCUUUGAGCCUGCAGGAAGUGGACGAGCGGCCGCAGCAUCCGCUGCAGGUCAAAUACACCGGGACAGAGAUCGACGAGCUGGGCAAAGUGCUGACGCCCACCCAGGUUAAAAACCGGCCCACCAGUAUUGCGUGGGAUGGCCUUGAUUCUGGUAAACUCUACACCUUGGUCAUGACAGAUCCAGAUGCUCCCAGCAGGAAGGACCCCAAGUACAGGGAAUGGCACCAUUUUCUGGUGGUCAACAUGAAGGGCAAUGACAUCAGCAGUGGCACAGUCCUCUCCGAUUAUGUCGGCUCUGGGCCUCCCAAGGGCACAGGCCUUCACCGCUAUGUCUGGCUGGUUUACGAGCAGAAGGGGCCACUGAAGUGUGACGAGCCCAUCCUCAGCAACCGAUCUGGAGACCACCGUGGCAAAUUCAAAGUGGCAUCUUUCCGCAAAAAGUACGAGCUUGGGCCCCCAGUGGCCGGCACGUGUUACCAGGCGGAAUGGGAUGACUAUGUGCCCAAACUCUAUGAGCAGCUCUCUGGGAAGUAGGGGAAGGCCAGGAGAUAGAGGCCAUCCUGGAAACCUCAAGCAGUGUUCUCAAGUUCAGUGAUGCAUGUAGAUUUCUCUGCUUCCCCGUUCCCAUUCUCACAGGUGAGGCCUGAGCAGUCAGGUAGUGGUCUAGAGUGACCUUUCCUUCUGCCUGUCCUUUAUAAUUCUAGAGGGUCACACUGCCCAUUUCUGUUUUGAUCAAAUUUGAACUCCAUUUUUGGGGGAUAUUUUGGUAUUGUGUUAGGGUCAUCAAAUUGUUACGAUAAGAAUAGCAAUUCAGAAUUUCAAGAAAUAAAAAUUGAGGUAAAAAGACCAGGUCUUUGGUGGUAGAGUAGAGUGUACUAGAAUCUUUAAGGUUAAAAAAAAAAAAAAAAAAAGAUUGAUUGCCUCUGCCUUUGUGAGCCUGAGUCCGGAAUUGUGCAUGAUGGCACUUCUGGGUCAUGUUUUCACGGCUGUGUUUCUCACCGGAGGCUGGUGUGUGCACUAAUCCCCAACGUGGUACAUCUCAGACUGUUUACUAGGGGUCAGUGCUCUGCUCUGGCUCCUUGGAAGAGCAGUACUGGAACAAGCAGUAGGAAGAGUGGCUUUGCGGUUAAGGCACAAUCUAGAUGCGCUGCAGGGCUGGGUGAGGGGUUGUCAGAAACCCCGAGGUCUGUGUCUGUUGAACUGGUCACUCUUUGUGGAAAAGCCAAUCUGGAGUUGCGGAAUAUUGUGUUAAUUCUGCUGUUUGCUUAUAGUUGAAUAAAAUAAAAACAUUGUGUGGACGAA